This is a messenger RNA of Aspergillus alliaceus, 2061 nucleotides long. RefSeq names its product putative Ran-binding protein (RanBP10). Gene Ontology annotation, cellular component: cytoplasm. Gene Ontology annotation, biological process: cytoskeleton organization; cell surface receptor signaling pathway. The coding region runs from base 1 to 2061 and encodes 686 amino acids. NCBI's taxonomy places the organism in Eukaryota, Fungi, Ascomycota, Eurotiomycetes, Eurotiales, Aspergillaceae. The transcript is spliced from 6 exons. Gene Ontology annotation, molecular function: protein binding. The record is from RefSeq and is a predicted model, not a curated record.
AUGACCGAUACACCAUUUCCUCCGCCAGGUGGAGCUCGAGGAGCUUCUCUAACCACCACAUAUUCCGGCCCAAGCAUCUCCUCCAUCCCACGUCGUUCAUCUUACGCUUCGGUCUUGUCCGGGACUGCUUUCUCGCCACCAAGUAGCAGUGGCCCGUUCUCUCAACUGCUUACUUCCAACUCCACUUCCUAUCCCCCGCCCUUUCAUCCCGACGGCCGCCAUCUAAGGCCAUCCGCAGAUCUGGAUGCAGACAUGCAGAUGAACUCCCAAUGGAGGAUGUCGUCCGGCGAUACUCUUCCUCCUUAUUCCCGGAAAUAUGCCAGCUUUACUCGUUCUGAUGCCCUUCUCCAGAGUCCCGGCAGCUUCUCCGACCUUGCAUCCUCUUCCUUUACUCCUUCAUAUCUCCGUAACUCUAGAUACAUCUCCCGCCUCGAUACUGCCCGUCGAGUCAAACUGGCAUCCCAACGGGAUGCUGUCUAUUCGUCAUCCACUUCAAACCCCAUCUCUACCUCCUCCAGCCAAGCUAGCCUACCCCGUAUAGCACCGUCCCAUCGCGGGAUGACCUAUGAUAUCAUCGAGAGGGAACCCCCUGGAGAUGACGAUCACGUCAUGCCACUUCCUUCACGAUGGAAUGACGGAGACAAAUAUUCUGGUCUGGAACUCACGAACGGAGGAUUGGAGGUUCGGUAUACUGGUCCGGUCAACAAGCACGAUCAUGAAGCUGCUGCCGUUCGUGCGGAUAACCCGAUGCCGCCGCAAUGCGGGAUUUACUACUUUGAAAUUACAAUCCUAUCAAAACCAAAAGAAGGGAUGAUUGGGAUUGGAUUCUCCAGUAAUAAAGCAUCUGUCGAGCGCCUCCCGGGAUGGGAGCAGGAAUCCUGGGCGUACCAUGGUGAUGAUGGCAAGUCCUUUUUUGGUGAAAGUCAAGGGCAAGGACGACAGUAUGGCCCUACCUUUGGUGUAAACGAUACUGUGGGUUGUGGUGUUAAUUUCUCGACGGGAUGUGCUUUCUUCACAAAGAAUGGCGUAUUCCUGGGUAAUGCAUUUCGGGAGUUGCGAAACUUGAAGGUCUACCCAUCGGUAGGGAUGAAAAAACAGCCUCCUGUUCAUUUGGCAGCGAACUUUGGUCAACAUCCGUUCAUGUUCGACAUUGAUGGCAUGGUCAAGAAAGAGAAAUUUGCCAUUCACUCCGAGAUCCGUGCUACUAGUACUGCUAACCUGCAACCACCGUUGGAUGAGUCUGCCUUGCUCCAGGAACUAGUUGCACAGUUCCUGGCUCACGACGGAUACGUCGAGACGGCCCGGGCCUUUGCAGAGGAGGUCGCUACCGAGUCGGCGGCACUGCAGAAUGGCCGUGCGGAGCCACUCAAGAAGUAUGAGGUAGAGGAAGACGUGGAAGCGAUCAACCGGCAAAAAAUUCGAGCCGCGAUACUAGACGGCGACAUCGACAAGGCACUCAAGUAUACUAACGCUUAUUACGCCAAUGUUCUGCAGAACUUCCCUCACAUUCACUUCAAGUUACGAUGUCGAAAGUUUCUGGAAAUGAUGCGACGAUGCAACGAGCCCUCCUUGGCCGCAUCGAGGAGAGCGAAGCCAUCCAAUGGUCUUUCUGAUGGCAGCGCCGUCUUUGACGAGGAGAUGGAACUUGAUGAGCAGAUUCACCAUGGUGAUGGCUGGGAUGCCGAAGGAAUGGACACGGAAGAGCCCGAAAACGCUGCCAAGUUCAACGAGCUUCUCACGGAAGCUGUCCAGUAUGGGCAGCAGUUGCGUUUGGACUAUCCGAAUAAUGAGCGCGGAGGGAACAAGAAGAUGCUGGAUGACAUUUUCUCGUUGGUGGCUUAUCCAGAUCCGAAGCAGUCGGUCCACGGACAUUAUCUGGAUCCCGCAGGCCGCAUUGCUGUUGCAGAAGAGUUGAAUUCGGCCAUUUUAGUUUCACUUGGCAAAUCAUCAUCGGCUGCUCUGGAGCGGCUAUACCAACAGACGGAAGUGUUGGUUAAUGAGAUCAGCGAAGAAGGCGGCGCUGGGGCGUUUAUUAAUGUGCGAAAUGAUUUUUUGUCUUGA